Messenger RNA from Peronospora farinosa, 1218 nucleotides. Lineage: Eukaryota; Oomycota; Peronosporomycetes; Peronosporales; Peronosporaceae. The record is from the annotation of a GenBank genome assembly.
AUGGUGCGAUUGUUCUACCAAGUCUUUACAGCGCUAGCACUAGUCUCAGGCACCUCUGCAAAGGUUAAAUGUAUAUCAACAGACGACUACUUUGGUGGUCCACAUGGUAAAGAGUUCGCUGAUGUCGUGGAUCGGAGCACCAAUGUUACCGGCAUCUUUCUUAAUUCGGCAGAACGACUUGAUGCCAUUGGCAUCAUCAUCGAUGGUUAUGAAUCGGUACUCCAUGGUGGUUAUGGUGGAGAGAGGCAGUCAGUUAACCUUCAUGACUCGAGAAAAAUUGUUGCGAUGGAAGUCCACAGGGCUAAGCAUGAUGACCACACAAGAAUCGUCUACGUCGAGUUUACCGUCAGUGACGGACCAAACAUCAAGGGUGGCACGUAUAGCAAAGAUCGUGACCUGGAAGACAUUAAGACAUUUAUUCCUGAAGAUGGGGCUCAUUUGAUUGGGUUCGUCGGAAGAGCAGGUGAUGAGAUCGAUGCUUUGGGUGGCCAGUGGCUACAUCCCAAAUGUGUGAAAGGACUAAAGAAACACUCCGGCAACGUUGACGAUGAAUCUGAAGAGGAAGAUGACAGUAUCGUCAUUGACGUAAACGACGACGACGACGAAAACUUUUCAAUGGAUCAGGGUCUUAAGAAAAAAUUCAGCGUCAAAGGCAAAGACAACGAUGACAACGAUGACAAUAACAACAUUGACGACAACUUAUUCAUGGACCCAGAUGUCAAGGAAAAAUUCAGCGUCAAAGGCAAAGACAACGAUGACAACGAUGACAACGAUGACAACGAUGACAACGAUGACAACGAUGACAACAACGACAUUGACGACAACUUAUUCAUGGAUAAGGAUGUUAAGAAAAAAAUCAGCGUCAAAAGCAAAGACAACGAUGACAACAACGACAUUGACGACAACUUAUUCAUGGAUAAGGAUGUUAAGAAAAAAAUCAGCGUCAAAAGCAAAGACAACGAUGACAACAACGACAUUGACGACAACUUAUUCAUGGAUAAGGAUGUUAAGAAAAAAAUCAGCGUCAAAAGCAAAGACAACGAUGACAACAACGCCAUCGACGACAACUUUCUCAUGGACCAGGGUGAUUUAAAAAAAGUCAACGCCAAAGGCAAGGGCAAAGCCAACUCCGACAUCUUUGACGACUCGGCUGACAAAUCCGACAAGUCCGACAAGCUUGACGACGUCAGCGAUGACGUCAAAAAUGAAAAUUUUUAG